Molecule: messenger RNA, 9294 nt
Organism: Pocillopora meandrina
Lineage: Eukaryota; Metazoa; Cnidaria; Anthozoa; Scleractinia; Pocilloporidae
Source: the annotation of a GenBank genome assembly
AUGAAACACCAUUGUGUUGUUUUUCAAGGAUUUGAGCUAAUUGGUCACAUCACCAAGACAUUAUAUGCUGACGAAAUAAGCUGUGGAUUGAGAUGCCUUCAAGAUGAAAAAUGCCAAUCUUACAACAGCAAAUCCCACGUUAAUGAUGCAAAGAAGGAAUGUCAACUGAGUAAUCAAACCAAAAAAUCAAGUCCGGAAAACCUGAGGCGUAACCCCCGUUCUACUUAUUAUCAUAGAAGAGGUACUGUUGAGUAAGGUGCUUAAUAUUAUGGAAAAGUUAGUGGGAGGUGGGAGGGGGGAGGGGGGGGGGUAUGAAGGGUCGGAGUAGUUUGGUUGUCACAAUAAAGUUUUCCUGAUCCUUCCAUAACGUUCCGAACUAUUCUAUCGAUCUUCCUCAUUGGCAGUCAAUUUUCUUUAGUCCCACCUUUAAACUCUGUUAGCGACGACUGAUCCCUUCUCCAUUCCCUUUGAAAACAAUGAUAUUUCCUCCUAAGACCCUGCCACCCCUCCAACCCCCUCUUUCCAAGUCAAAAAUGGUGACCUAUUUCUUACUUCUGAUUAGCGCUUUUCAGAGCUCUGUCAUGUCACGUGUACAUCCAUGUAUAACCUUUCCCGAGAGAAUAUGAAGUUAAAAAUCUCUUGCUUUUCCUUAUAAUGAUAGGUUAUCCAUUUUCUUAAUUUAAAUUUCCAAAAUCAAGAGCUAUCUAAUAAUUACGCGAAAGGAACUACUUAUGGAAUAAGACCUCUGUGGCGCGUUUUGUUUCUUAGUUUGAUCCUCUCCUCGUUUCAAAUGAUUAUUCUUCCCUUUUCCUAUGCAGGUAAACGAGGUUGGGAUUCUGCUCAUCCGGCCCUCUCCUGUAAGGAAAUUCUGGACUCUGGACACUCCAAAGGAGACGGGGAGUAUUGGAUCGACCCAGAGAAGAGUGGAAACCCUUUGAAGGUCUAUUGCGACAUGUCAAGAUCUGGUGGUAAGAGAAUGAAUUGUUUUUUUGAGACAUGAGGACCUCAACAGGAGUAUAUCUGACUUGGUAGAGUUGUUAUUGGAACGUUCUGCUCUUGGCUAUUCUUGCUUUCUCAACAAAGAUCCUUCUUAUGUUUUGAAUCAAAAGUAUAGCAGAAUUCUCAAAAAUGAUUGGUUAUCAUCAGCCGGCCGCUUUGUGCACUAAUAGGACAGUGUACGUGUCAUAUUUGUAAUUGAACAGUGUAGUAGGACCGUUAAAGGGAUAGUUAUCGCGUCAUGCCUGUGUGAGUGGACAGAACGCGUCAUGUGCGAGCUGUUGUCUCGCAUUUCGCCGAGUAAACUGUUGUUUUUCGUUUUUAUGAAAACGUAUAACCGAUGUCCAGUAUCUUUCUCAAUUUUUGUCAUAGUUUUGAAUAAUUGGUAACAGGCCUUCUUGUCGUCUAAUUCUGUCUGUAAUGAUACGAGUGAUUAACAAAUCGGACUCCCGCUUUGCGGUCGUACGAUUCUGUAAAGCACUCGUAUGAUUACAGACCGAAUUGGACUCCACUCGGUCCUGUUACCAUUUAAUAUGUCCAAAAUUCUAGUUUCAUGGAUGUCACCAGAUGAUUUAGGUUUGUUUUAUUUUAGGAGGUUGGCUUCUGGUGUCAAAUGUUGAGUUCGGAAGUCCCUCUCCUAAGGUGUCAGUUGAGACAUCAUACCGUGGAAUAGGUAAGUCACACAUGGUUCUGCAGAAAAGUGCCAUGAAAGAGCUCAGAAGACACUUGUCCUUCACUCAGCUGAGAUUCCACUGCCGCAAGAAACAGGGACGCACAUUCCACGUGGUCACAGCUUCCAACAGCUCAGGUGAAGCUGUGGUCCAGUACUUCAGCGGUCAGACAGAUGAGCAACCGGACGCCUGUGGUUCGUUUGUGAGAUUGGCGCGGGAUGACAAUUCCAAGUUAGCUGGCAUUUGCAAAGAUUGGGGUCAACCAGUAAGUGGAAAGUGGGGAAUUGGUAAGGAUGAAGAAAGGCUAUACUGGUUUCCCGUCGUAAGAAAUUCAAAGUAUCACCUUAGGGUCCAACUGCAUAACGUUGACGACCUCAAAAAAAUGGAAUGUGAUGAUCGCUCCGGUCACCAUGUUGACACAAACGGCGAUUUCUGGAGAGUCUUUGUUCGUUAGUUGCGUCUAUAUGUACACCAAGCAACCCUUGACUGUGCCAAUAACAGCAACAAACGAAUAAAGCAAAAUAAAGACAAAUGCAUCGUUACACUCAUCAGUUUAUAAGUAUUUUUUUCUUUCCAUUUCGGGGCAAGGGAAAGCAAUCCUCAUUGUUUCCCGUGGGGCCAGUCAUUUUAAUUUUAAUUUUUGAAAAUAUUUUCUGAUACAUCCCAAACCGAAUAUGACUGCCGUAAAUCACUUUUUGUUCGUAGGCUGGCACACACAUUUGCCGUGGUUUCACGGUGAACAACCUUAUCGCGCGAGAGUCGAAAGUUAAAGUUAUUGUCUCCUCGGGGGCUUAGAGAAUUUUGUUCACCCUAGAAAGUAAGAGUAUUUUUAUUCACGGCGCGUGAAAUAUUUAACCAUCCAAUCAAAAAACCUAUUUGAGUUGAGAGGUACAUAACGAUUAAAUUUUCACAACUGCUUCCUUCUAAAUAAAAGGUUGAACUAGUGACCACGUCAACCUCAAUGUUAAGUUGAAAGACUCUAAACAUGAUUGGCUAGUUGAUCGGAUCGCGAGCGUCGCGCGUGAAUACUAAAAAUUCCAGAGCAAGAGGAAAGAACACUUUACAGUUCGAAAAAAGUUCACUACUGACACAAGAAAAUUUCAACGACCUGUUUGAUAUGCUGGGAAGCCAUUGAGAAAAACCAUGCUUAGCACAAGAGGACGAGGCUAGCUGGGAAAUCUCCCGGACAAUAAAAAAGUAAUCAUACAGAUUUUGACCUUCAACCCCUCGGGGAUUGGGGAGGGUUUUGUUUUCCACUUUUAGACAUGACACGAGUUUUUAUACUGUAACCAGUCACAAUCGAAGAAAUUUAAAUUUUCAAUGAUUGAGAGGUUUAUAUCAAACAUAAUAACCGGGCAUUAUAUAUGUACAUUUUUUUAUGUACAUUUUUUUCAGAGCUUCAUAUAUAUAUAUAUAUCACAAGAAAACUAUGACGACAUUUGGGAAAAAAACUAGACUUCUUAAGAGUAUUAGUCAUUAGCCCUUUACACCCAAACAUCAGUCUGCAAGUUCUCCAUACUUUUCUCCAUACGUUUCCUAAUGUGCUGACAAGGAGAAUUUAUUUAACAAUCAAGAGCUUGUUUGAUUGAUGAUCAUUUCCUUUAUUCUCAUGACUUUAAUGUGUGAUUCAGGGGUGAUAUUGUAAGGAGAAACUAGAUGCUAAUCACUCUUUGGGGUCAGAGUUAAAAUUUGCUUUAACUUAAAAAAAAGUGAUGUGAUUUGGGGAAUAAAGACUCGUAAUCAGGAAAGAUCAUAGGAGUAAGAUGGCUUUCAGUUUUAUGAAAUGGAUAUUUUUUUAUUCUAGACUCUCUUAUAUUGCUGCUUUUAUGUUCUUUAACCCUUUAACUCCCAUGAGUGACCAAGACAGAAUUUCUCUUUACACUAUCAAUACAAUAUUAACCAGAUAAGUGGUGAGAAUAAAGAAAAAUUUCAAUUUGGGGAUAAUUAGUUGAUCCAAUAUUAAAUUCUUUAAACUAAAAUUAUACGAAUUGUAUGGUUGACAAUAAGUACAAUUACAACUCUGUCAAGUUUAAGUUUAAGUUUGUGCUUAAAGUUGCAACUAACUCGAAGAUUUCUUUCAUUUUUUAGGUGCCGGUGGUACACAGCGACUUCAAAGAGCUGUUGGGAAGUCUCUGGCUAUGGAAAUGAUACUAACAGGUGAUCCUAUUUCAGCAGAAGAUGCACAGAAAUCAGGUCCAUGUUCCUUUCAACUUAGCUCCUAUUUUUGACCAGUUGUUCAUCAUAACCUCUUUACCUUACAAAAUCGAUCAACAUGCAACUUCUCCCUGUAAUAAACAUACAUCAUCCAGCAAACGGGUAAUGAGAAUAUUUUAACUUAUCAGUUCAAAGUUGUUAUUGAUCUAACGUCAAAUUCUCGUAACUAAUUAAAAAGGAAAUGUGUAGCAGCUAGAGGAGAGAAUUAACAAUCAGAUCUUAGGGGGUUAAAAGAUCAAGGAGGGAGGUACUUAGCAUCGUGAGCCUUCCCGGUGGCACAAGGAAAUUCUCACACAAAUUAUUGAGAAAUGUGUACAGUACUUCCACAUCAUCAAGGACUGCAACGGAGACACACUGUUUUGUGCUAAACACUUGUGUAAGCCUGCAAAAUUUGAGUUAAAAGCGUAGAUUUUUCCCUUCUGUUUGUUAGCAUUUCCGCGAAGGAACCGUUCACUUCCGAAGAUGUCUGCACACUUCCGAAGACGUUUUUUAGAGUUUACGUAAACUUGUAUGUCUUCAGUACUCUUCUCUCUUAUUAAAAGCUCUCGGCAAAAGUUAUUUGCGCCAACCUUUCUCUUCGUUUUGAUUCAAGUACAUUUGCUCUAUAUACUUUUUUCAAAAAGUCGCAGUUAAGGCCGCGUUACCUCAAGUUGUUCAGUUAGGUUUAAGGGUUAAUAAAAGUAUGAACUUGGGGCAUGCACUCCUGUGAUAAAACUGCAUAAACUUCUGAGAAUUAUUGGCGUCGGCUUUGUCAGGUGGGGCAUUGCGCACUCAUUCUCGAGAUUUUUCUUCACUUAGAUCUAAAUUCAAAUUGCAGACUUAAAAACUUUCAUUUUUUCAUAGGCCUGGUUAGUAAAGUCUUCCCCGCAGAAGAGCUCGUAGAUGAAGCUAUCAAGACAGCUGCAAAAAUAUCAUCCUUGUCGAAGAUUGCCGUACAGAUCGCCAAAGAAGCUGUCAACACAGGUAUUGCCCUGGCAGUUGUAACCGUCCGAUUGACUGUUUCCUGUCAUGAGUUAUACCUCGAUUAUUCGAAAGAUUUUAUGUCAACUGAAGUCGGUGUUGAUCUUGUCCAUCGCUUGACGUUUCUUGUUGGCUUACCAGUCAACUUCAAAACAGUUACCUAUCCUAUUUGACUGUUCUACUGCGAAACUAACUUUUUUCUAGUUACCGAAAUAGCCCAAAACAUUAUGACAUACUUCCAUUCACAAGAGUAAAAUUGAUUGUUUCUAAGCCAUCAUCUUAAUUUAAGCAAACUGAGAAAAUAAGGUAGAUUUUUGCACAAGCAGAGAAGAACUUGAUCUCGGGUAGGGUUUUGUUGCCUCGGGAUAUAAAUCAUCAUGACUGACCUGCUUGAGUCCAAAAGUUUAACAGUUUACAAGAAAUGCAUGCAAGAACAAUUUAUGGUCGUUGCAUUCCCUUGGAAAGUUCCGUAGAUGGUUGAAUUUCCCAAAUGUGUUUUUGUUUAGGCUACGAGAUGUCACUGGCAGAAGGACUGCAUUUUGAGAAAAGAAUGUUUCACUCAACAUUUUCAACAGUAAGUUAAUAUUGAUCGGCUUUUACACUUGAAAGAAGACGCCAAUUGCAAUACAAAGUGGUAAAGCCACUUAACCAUUUCCCGAAAACAUAUCACCUACUCUCUCUGAUCUAGAGCAACCCACUGAAUAAUUCACGUCUUCUGCGCAACCGAAGAAAGUUUGGAUUAAAAUAUUAAAAUGUUCUUAUGUUCCCGCUAAAAGCGUAGCUCCAUCUUUCUGCAUGUAAACUAGACACAACCCACAAUUCCUCUAUUCGCUCUGACGAAAGGCUAACCCUAGGAACGUCAGCUUUAGAAACUCUCUAUGGUGGCCAUUUUUGCAUUAUCAACGCUUUUGAUGUAAAUAAUAUUUGUGAUACCCCACCCGCCGCAACACUACAGUUUCUCUAGAAACUUACCCCGUUCGAUUGUUACCAUGGUGAUGAAUAACAGUGUAAUGAAUUUGUAAGGACUUGCGAUGAAACUUUCCCGAAGGAAAAAUUUCUCCUUUUCUUUAAUUUCGCAGGACGAUCGAAAGGAAGGGAUGACAGCUUUUGUCGAAAAACGAAAAGCCGAAUUUAUGGACAAUUAGUAUCUGUUAUUUUUCGAAAAGUCGUAGCUUGCGAGAACUUUGGAUUGUUUUGUGGGAGUGUUAGGGCAGGUGAAAGAAUGAUGAAAGCUUAUAUAAAAUUGUGUGAAGGGCAAUGAAAACACUCAGCAUGAAUUUUCACCAAAAAAAAACUUAACUGGCGAAAUUGAUAAAAAAAUAAAAUAAAUAAAGUAAAGUCAUAGUCAUUUUUCGUUCGUGCGCUCAUCUGUUGAACAGAUACCCUGGGGUAUACAUUUGGACGGGGGCGAGUAUAGAUUUAAGUUCUGCACAGUUCGAUAUGUUAAUUAAGACUCGAGUCACGAAAACUAAAUGACGCCCAAGAUGACGGCUCUUCAGUAAACUUUCUGGAAAAUUAAUCCAAGACAAACCAAGUUUUCGACUUAUUUCCUCUCUGUUCACUUUCCUUUCGUUUUGAAUCAAAUUCCUGGAAGAAAUGGAUUUUAUUUGCUGUAAGGCACCUUGUUUAAAUUGCCUUAAGGGUCAAUGUCUAUAUGAUAAUUUUUUUUUUUUUUUCGGUCCCGGAGGUUUCCCAGCUAGCCUCGACCUUUUGUGCAAGGCAUGAUUUUCAUGGUUUUCGUGAAUUUUUUUGCGAAGUGCAAACUAAGCGUACUAUUCCACUUUCCCUGGAAUGUUUGUAUUCACGCUUGACGCACGUGAUUCGACCAACUAGCCAAUCAUGUUUAGAUCCUUGAACUUAACGUUGAGGUUGACGUGGUCAAUUUCCUUAGCACCGAUUCAACCUUUAAUUAAGAUAGCAGUUGUAAAAAUUUAAUCGUUAACUCAAAGGGGUUUCUGAUUGGAGGAGAACAAGUCGCUGUGAAUCAAAAUACACCAACUUUCUAGGGUGAACAAAAAGCCCCUUGGUAAACAACAACUUGAACUUUCGACUCUCACGGGAUAAGGUAGUGCACCGUGAAACUGCAGCAAAUGUGAGUGCCAGCCUGUGUAAAAAAAUAAUAUUUUAGCAGUCAUUUUCGAGUUGGGAGGUAUGACAAAACACUUUUAAAAAUUAAAAUCAAAGUGACUGGCCCCACGGGAAACAGUGAGAAUUGCUUUCCUUUGACCCGCAAUGAAAACAAAACUCAUUGUUUCCCCUACAGUCAGUUAGUCGCUUAAUUUAUCAACAUUGCCAGGUGUCUGUAUUAGAAUUGUCUGGAAGCGAGAGUAAACAAUAUUAGCAGGGUAUUAGCUAGAGUGCAAAAUAUGAGAAAAUAAUUGGAGCAUCGAAAGAAAUAUGUUUCUUAGCAUAUUGGCUUCGGUUAUCAGAUUUAACUAACACGGGUGCAAAACAGGAACACACAAAAACAUGUAUGGUACAACAGAUAUACCAACACAUUAUGAGUCAUAAAUGUACGAGUUAGAACGUGAGAAGGAAUCCUGUCACUUUCAUCACUGAAGAAAACUUUUAACCUUGAAAUUACAUCCUGUGGUUCUUUCAGUUUUCAUUAGGCGAAUUUAGCUUUGUUUGAUGGGAAAAAGUUGCUCUGUAUCCUGAAUGCGACUAAUUGAGAAAAGAAAUCCGGAUAAUAAAAACAAUCCGAGUAAUCUAGGUUUGUUUCUAAUUAAAUGCCCCCACGCUUUACUCAAAAGUAAAGAAACGCUAACCCCAAGUCGUGAUCAGUACUUUGUGCAAAGUUGACUGAUGCAUAAUUUAUGUAUGGGUUCUUAAGCUGUUUCUAUUUUUUUCUUUUAAUCAUUGUCUCAAGUUUCAUUAAAAUUGUAUAAAAAGUUGAUAAAAGAGUUUUUCGAUACAAAAAUACGAGAGGAGUGGAAGGAAACUGAAGGUAAGAAUAUACUGGUUUCAAGAAGAUUGCUCUCUAACUUUAAUAACAACAUAAAUCUUGAAUAGUCAGCCACUUGGAUAAAUACGUUUGAGUGAGAAGUAUAUAUACAAAAGACCCUUACUACCGCAUAAACGUAAGAAGAAAAGUAAGAAACGGAAGGUGAGUGUGAGUGAGAAACUCGACGUAUUUACUUACUAUCGGGUGAGUAACUUGUGCAAGGAGUAACCAAGUCAUUCAAUUUGGAGAAAAUUGGUUAAUUUAAACUUCAGAAGAAGACUGCUCUCUAACUUUGAUAACAACAUAAAUCUUGAAUAGUCAGCCACUUCGACAAAUACGUUUGAGUGAGAAGUAUAUAUACAAAAGACCUUUACUACUGCAUAAACGUGAGAAGAAAAGUCGAGGAAAAGUAAGAAAAGGAAGGUGAGUGUGAGUGAGAAACUCGAUGUAUUUACUUACUAUCGGGUGAGUAACUUGUGCAAGCCAGGGGACAAGAAUUAAUCCUUAACAGGAAAGAUUCUUUUGUAUGACUUGGAAGUUUAAAAUAGCGCUCGUAUUCUUUCGCUGACUCAGGCAAAGUGUAAUUAGCAAAACCCUAAAUUCACAAUCAAAACUAUUUGUUGUAUCUAAGAAGGGAGAAGGGCAUCAUUUGUCAUCUGUUUUUCUUUCUUUCUCAAAUUACAGGAUGACUGGACAUCUAGUUGGUUUCCAUUUCUGUCCCGUUCUGUUGAGUGGUGUUGCUUUGUUUCUUGUGGCUUUCAGUUCGUCUUUACACACUGGUUUGAGCAGGGACGCGGUUUUCGAGAGAGUUGAAGGUAACACGUGAAUGUGUUAUACCUCCCAACACAGUGAUAUUUUUUUUCCGACGGGAUGUGAAUGUUUCAACUGCCAUGAGCGAAAACUCGGAUCGGAUGACACAGAUUUUGGCUGUGUCAAUAUAAACUUUACAUGAUCCCUCCCCCCCCCCCCCUAAAUAAGGCUCUGGGACAUUCUUACAAUCCUGUAGUAAAUUUCCAUUCUUCCCCCUUUAUACUUUGUUGGUCACAGCAGUUCGCCCUAAAAAAAAUAUAAGAUCGCCCCAAAAUCGGGUAAAAACAACGGGAACUUUCUACGCGCAACUCUCAUAUCUCUCAGGGCUUCUUCAAUUUUACCUUUGUACGAUAUCAAGAAUCAAGAUGACUUCUUAAGACAGGGUAAUUAACCACACAUAAACUGCAUUAUUAAAGUAUCCAAAAUAAACUAAGUGAUGAGAACAUGAAACACGAUUGUGUUGUUUUUCAAGGAUUUGAGCUAAUUGGUCACAUCACCACGACAUUAUAUGCUGACGAAAUAAGCUGUGGAUUGAGAUGCCUUCAAGAUAAAAAAUGCCAAUCUUACAACAGCAAAUCCGAUGUUAAUGAUGGAAAGAAGGAAUGUCAACUGAGUAAUCAAACCAAAAAAUCAAGUCCGGAAAACCUGAGGCGUAACGCACGUUCUACUUAUUAUCAUAGAAGAGGUACUGUUGAGUAA